Molecule: messenger RNA, 13433 nt
Organism: Porites evermanni
Lineage: Eukaryota; Metazoa; Cnidaria; Anthozoa; Scleractinia; Poritidae
Source: the annotation of a GenBank genome assembly
CAAUAUGGCGGACGAAAUGGGAGAUCUUUAUGGUAGGCGUGGUAUAAACUGAUUGUUUGUCCAUCAAUAUCUGCAGAUUAAAGACGUCGAUGAACAAUGAAUGAUUGUCCUUCAUUAAAAGAGAAAUUUAGGACAACAAAGUUUAUCUUGGAGGCAGGUAGAUGCUGACUUUAAUACCUUGAUAAUACCAAUAAUACUUCUUGGUAAGAUUUCCGUAUAAAACCCAUACAUUUAUUACAUGCAUGCAGCAAUUUCAUACUUAGUUUUUUUUGUCACAAAUAGUUUAAUAUGAAUAGAGUCGACACAUGUAUGCGGGGUUAUACGGAAAUCUUACCCGCUACCACUGUCUGUGCACGAAUUUUGGUAAUUUCUUUUUAGCAUUGCAUAUAUUGUAGGGCGUUGCAAGUGUUGAUUUGCUGCAGAAACUUGCUGUUCUUUUGGCUUUUGUUACUUUUUGGGUACCAUCGCCUUAUAGAGGAAAAAUCUAUGUGAAUGCAUGAGCAAAAUGACAAGUUUACGCAAGAAUAUGACGAAUGAAUAUGCCAAAUGUAGAAUGUAAAACGACAAAAAAUAAAGAAUCUUUUUUGGUUUUUCGCUGUAUUUAUUCUCACUUAAAUCUAUGGUAAAUUAGCCAAAAUCCAAAGGAAUACCAAGACAUGAGUUAACAUGUCCAGACUGCAAUAUUCAUUGUUUGUGGCUAAAAAUGCACCCAGAAAUGACCACACAAUUGCACCAUUUUUGUUGUUUAUUGUCAAAUAUACAAAAUUUUCCUCCGUUAUAAAAUUAUCAUUUUGCUCACACACUAACUUGUUUUCCUCAAUAGAGUGAUGGUCUCCUAAAAGUAACAAAAGCCAUUCUUUCUUUCAAAUUUGUAAUGUUUUGGGGUAUACAUAGUGUAUUUUAAAAUAAAUAAAUGUUGAGUUAGGGCCAAUCAGCAUCAUCUGCGUCACGUAACCCACCCAGUACCCCAUAUUUUGGAAUAGGCCAUUUGCAAGAUGGUGUCAUUUUACUACUAAGACCAGAAUUCUUUCGUUUUUCUUUUAAUAUUUAAAUUUGGUAGCCCCAGUGAGGUUUAAGUGACAGAAGCACUAAUUUUCACAAGAAAGCAAAACCCUGAAGGAUCCUGGUCAUAGUCGUAAAGUGAUGCCAUCAUGCAAAUGGCCUAUUGCCCUGGCUUGACUUGGAGUCCCAUUUCCCUUGAAGUUGCUUAUACAUUUGAAAUUGGUCACAAAGUAGAAAUACUGUGUAAUAGCAUCAAACCAUUUCCCUCUGCCUGGUCACAGUUUGUCCCAUAGGCUGCUUAGAUGGGGAAAGUAAAAGCAAGAAUUGAGCUUUGCGUAAUUUGACCACAAUAUGUUACACUGAAAGCCUACUACUGAUUUCUGGGCCAUAAAACACCGCCCUUUUUUACAAAGGCAUAUUUGUGGUAAGUGUUAAAUAAAUUUCAAAAUCUCUGCAGUUUAUUUUAAUAAUUCUUAUUUAGAAUGUUUUGCUUUUGAGGUCACAGACUCAAGCUUCCCCCUGUGGCCUGUGCUUCUGCAUGUGUACUUUAUCAUCAUUUCUUAAAAUUGUGUCAGGAAGGUGACUACAAGUUGUAUGAUGGAACUGUAAGUGAUUAUUACCAUUUAUAAAAUAACUGAAAUAGUAGGCGUGAUCUGAUUGGUCAAAAACCUAUGGUUUAUUAUACCGGUAAACCCAUAGAAAAAGACAUCCGGACCACGAGCCAUAAACAAAACCGGCUAUUGAUCUGCAAACAACGAUUUUAGAAAGGCUAAAAAGACAGAACAAGUUACUUACCCAGUCCUUCUAAAUAUUAAAGGCUUUGGUUUCCACAUUUAUUACUGAGCGUCACAAUUCGCUACUGCCAUAGCUUUAGAAGUUAUAAAGUACAAAGCUGGAAAGCAGUUUACAUUUCAAGAUGAUGCCAAAUCGCCAAGAAAGACAACAACUGUGUGAAUUUCUGGUGUAGAAAGUCUCUCGGGAAAACUUAACCACGUGCCAGCCAGCAACAAAAUGGAUAGUUCUAGCAUUCUUGAUUUAUUUUAUGUCAAAAUUAAAUUCCUUAGUUAAAGAAAUUGUUUCAAAAAGAGAUCUCUGGCUCGACUGGACUGACAACUUUCUCCAUGUAGUUAGAGUUAGGUUGUAAACAAGCUGCCAACGAUGAUGAAAGAUGUCAGAGUCUCGGGCUGGUUUUUUCCAACAUUUGCACAAAUUAUUUGGUGAUAUCAAUGCCAUAUAUCCUACCUCAAACCACCUGACUUCCCAAAUCGACAAAUAUUAGCGCCAAUAUGUGGCUACGGGAAAGAAACCUUUCUCCACCACUGACAUAUUUCCAUCGGUCGCUGUACGUGCAUGUAAAGUUACAUGCGACAACUUCGCAAAUGCAGCCACGUCAUUACCUCAGCAUUUCUUGAUCAUAAUAAAGUCCAGAAAUUUACAACUCGAAAAGCUUGUAAAUCACUCGCCUUCGGCUCGUGAUUUACAAGCUUUUCUCGUGUUCUCCCAACAUCCUGCGUGGGUUAUCAUGCCGGUAAACCCAUAGAAAGUGUGGUCUAUUGCUUAAAUAUACCACUACUCUGCUGGAAGGAGACAUAAGGGUUUGUAGUAUUGCGAUAUAAAUUUGAGCUUUUUUUUUAAGCAGUACAUGUAUUUCGGUAAUUUAAAUUUUAACAUUAUUUUACUUUCUUAACUCAUUUAUUACAACUCCAACAUGGCCGCUCCAUGUGAGGGCUACCUACUUAGCAUAAUGUACAGGUGACACGUAACAUGUGACCUAUACUGUGACAAAGGCACGGUAUUGCAGUAUCAUCUUGCCCUCCAGUAUGCGGUAUUUUGGCUGAUUGUAAUCGGUAAAAGAAGACCCUUCGUGGUAUUGUGGUACCAUUCAUUUGCACUCUCCUGUCUUAUACAGGUCAAUACAAUAUGCAAUGCAAAACACAGUAAGCCAUACACACCGGUUAAUAAAAGUUAAUAAUCUUACUGUCUAAUAGUAAAUGAUUCCGAAUUUUUGACAAUUUAUGAAAGUUAAUCUACAACAAUCCCAUUAUGGGAUUGUUGUUGCAUCCAUGACUGGGCUUUUUAAUCUGUGUGUUGAUAAAUUUGAGGUCUUCUCACAUUUCUUUGCGAUGACUGAGGUUGAUUCUGGUGCAUACAUGCUUGAGAUAAAGAAAAAUGCUUGAUGGAUACAACUUAGCGCUAGUCAACAAGGUAAGUAGAAACAACAGAACACGAUCUGAACAAAAUGGUGGAAAAGUAACAACAAGAACAACGUCCUCAGUGAAAGGAGUCUGGGUAAAGACAGAGUCUGCUUGCCUAGGUGCGCACGGCUCACUAGUCAAUACAAUAAAGUAACACAACUAAUGAUGCCUAAUGGCACUACUGUCUCUUUUCCUGUCUCUUUUCUUCGUCUCUCGUAAUGACAGGGUCUUGAGGGGUAGACUAAUACAAUACAAAAUUCUCUAGGUAUUGUGGAGUGUGGCAAUUGCAUGUGUGUCAUUUAGGUACGACAUCGUGGUCUGGCUGGUUGCAGGGAGACGGUAAGGAUGUAAGUUUAGUAUCUGUAUCGGGAUGAGAAGAAGGAGUAGAGAGAGCAGCAGGCACCGGUGGUAGGGUGGAUGUAACGCAUCUUCUGUGGUCCGGUACAGUUGAGGUGUGGGUGUGGGAGGAGCUGUAGGUAUCUGUGGUGGUGAGGCUGGAGGCAAGGAGGUAUCAUCCUCGUCAUCGGUGUCGAAGUGUGCACUGCUCAUGUGAUGUGGCAGGGAAGGUGAAGUAUCCAUAGGUACUUUGCAGCACUCAGCCUUCUUGAUACAAUAGGUGGUACUCCUCAACUAUGAACCAACAAACUUUCUAACCUGGCACUAAGCACCAUCCAUGGACGUAACUAGGUAGCGAUCUCUCCCAUGAGAUUUUUUUAGGUCACAAUAGAGAUACACCAGGUCGCCAAUGGCGACUGAGGGGCUACUGGCCACUUGGGCCACGGGGCUGUGGACUUCUCACUGCUGGGAUGGUUGGCUUUAUGGAGGCUCUGAGCUCAGAGAGAUCAGAUCAUAGUCACCUACAGUGGAAUCUGGAUAUUUGAGAACUGAUCAUGCUGUGUCCACAUUUUGUGAGCUGACAAUCCCCGAGAGCAAAUUCGUGAGUUCAGGGUUGCAGUUGCGACAGAGAGUACAACAGGAGAAACUGGCCCACCAUGGGGAUCCUGUCGAAGGAGUUCAAGUUCAAGUUCUUGGACCGCUCUUUCCGCAGCAGGGUUCCUGUUUCAAUUCUUGACUCUGCCGAUCUCAAGAACAAUAUUCUGUGGUCGUGAAGGACUGGGUCAUUGUCGAGAGCCAUGAAACAAGGGGCGGUUUCAGUUCGUAUAACAGCAAGGGGACUGUCUAAUGGUUGCAUGUUAAUACACAGGCUGAUAAGGGCAUCGCAUGGCAUGUCGUGGCACUUGUUAGGAAGGAGGGUUGAUACUGUGUAGGAAGUGACACAUUCACGCAAGACAAGAAUAAACUGUUUGGCUCGUUUGAUGACAUCAGCAGCAAAGGAGAUACCCACAGUGUCAGGUGCUGGAUUAGUAGACUGCUUUACCACAGUAGUGGGAACUGUGUGGAGUGAAGCACAAUGAUGGCAGCUGGUAGUGACGUGAUCAACAGCUUUGUCCAUAUCGAGGGCAGAGAGAUAUCGCUGGGUGACCAUCUUCAUUUGGUGGCUGGAAGGGUGGCUGAGGUGGACAUGUAAAGCAGACAAGAGACCGUUGAGGACCAGGUGAGGGAAGAUAAUACACUCUCGGGUAAGCACUAGUGGUUCAUUACAUUUAACAAUGAGUAAGCCAUUGGAAGCGAUUGUGGCGACAUUAAGGUAGUGUUUUACAUCUUUAAUGUUUGUCAACUUCUUGGAAGAGCGUGGCCUUGAGUAAGAUGGGCAUGAGUGCGCCGUAGGUCUGGACACUCUGCCUGGAGGGCAAGCCAAGCAGCUCUGGUAGUGAAAGGAAGUUUAGCAGUUCCUGACAGUAUGCUUUGGACAGAUGCGCGGAGAACCAUGGAAUCCUCAGUGCGUUGAAUGAAGCUACAAACCUGGCAAGUUGGGUUGUCACACUUGGAAGCAUUGCAACUUGCAAAGUCAGAAGGUAAAAUUGCAGAUCCAGCAACAUGACGAACAGAGGCGUGGUAUCUACUGACAGUGGAGAGGAAAGUAGCAACACGAGGGCUUGAGGAAAACUGACCGCGGCAUAGCUUUUCAAAGGACUGUACACAAGGUUUGCUGUCAGUGAGGAUACAAGCUGGUGUUUUUGAUUGAAUGAUGUAAGGGCUGAAGUGUUUUGCAGCUGUGAUGGAUAAGGCCUCUAUCUCGCAAGGGAGCCACGUGACUUGGCGACCGCGGAGUUUGGCACUGAAAAAACCGGCUAGCUGUAGCUUUUUGUUAUGGGUGACGUACAUGGGAGCAGCAAUUCCUGGAGUUUUGACAGCACUGUCGGUGAUGAUCCACAAUUGAUCAUCGUGACAGGGGAGGGAGAUGGAGCGGCUUGCGGAAAGGGCAACUCAUUUCCAGUUCUGCAGUAACUCCUCUGGUGAGUCGGCUCUACAGUAUAGAUUGUUGGCGAUCUUGGCAACAACUCCUUUGUGGAUAAGGUCUCUAAGUACACAACACGAGUUCCUCCAAGGCAGUUUCUGAGCCAGGCAUGCCCAUCGCUGAACGGGCAUACACCUGGACCCCAUGGAAUGGAGUGGCUAUGCUGCAAUAUUUCAUAGCCUCGCAUGCAAGAGGGAUUUGAUAAAAGGCACUCAUGAGAUCAGUCGUAAUGAUAUGCUUCCACUGAGUGAUUUGGCGAAGGGUGGAAUCAACGUCGGGCAUGAGCGAUGGUUGAGGCUUGCUGUAUCUUCCCACGUCAGCAAAGGCGGUGACCAGGCACUAACCACUGUUACUCUUUUUGACAAGGAAUGAUGGUUUUAGAUACUCCACAGCGACGUUCAAGUCUUCUGGUCAUUUGAAGAUGCCUAGUUUCUCUAACUCGUCAAACUUGUUUUGGAGGUCCACAAGUUUGCUCCGCGCAUACUCAGGCAGAUGGCCUUUUCGUUGUGGUGGUUCAACUGGACCCAUGUUCACUCUAGCCUCAAAAGGGCCAACAGCACCAUUAUAACCUUGGAUCGUGGGGUCGAAAACAGAAUCAAAGUGAGUGAGGGAGGGAGUGAAAUGACGACUGCAUAUUGGGCUGCAAGAGAUUGUCUGGGUCAAUGUGGACAGCUGAUGAGAAGCUAGUACCAGAUACAGAAGGCGACAGGCUGAUUGACUACUUAGAGAGGUCGGCGGUGUGUUGAGGCUGUUCAUGAGUACUAAAGGUGAAAAUGAGGCUAACCUGACAAAAGUGCUCGUGUCGUUUAAGCUGAAUGGGUUUGCCUGACAAGUUUGGGAUUCGUAUUCUUCCUGCCCAUUAGAAAUAAUGCCAGGAGGGGGCCACAGAUUUGAAGUGGUUGCUAGGUGGACCAGAGAAAUGUUGGAGCAGGGCUCCAAAGCGUGGAGGGAGUCUGGAGGGAGAUCUUGUGGGAGUUCUAGUUCGAUAUAAUCUCCAUGCCAUAAUGUGGUUGAAGUUGUGGGAGCGCGUAGGACCACAGCGCGACGUGAAGCUUGCUGUGUAGAAUGAUCAUCAGAAGAGCCAUAUGUGAAGGAGGAGCCAUCCGGGAGGGUAAUCAGGUGCUUGGCAGGAUGAACAGCGAUAUCAUUAGCCUCCAUAGAGGGGGUACCAGUGAGGACCUCUACAUCCAAGUUUUCCAUGACCAGUCUGUCAAACUGGAACACAUGUUGUCUGUGAGUAAAGGAAAGCUUGGUUUCACCAAUGACCUUUAGUGGGGAUGAUCCGUCAGCCUGAUGGGCAGACUGGGCACUCUUACAAAUCUCAACUUUCAGCUUCUGAACAGUGGACAAGCGAAUCAUGUUACCAGUGGCCCCACUGUUGAUGGUAAUAUGGACGAGGCUGUGACCAUAAAACGUGUCCAGGAAGGGAGACUGGGGUACCUGGAUUCUCAAUGCACUGGGGGUGGGUUGGUUUCCAGUAGGCGCAGGUUGGUAGUCCUGUGGUUCUUCCUCAGGAUCCGACCCAUCACAAUAAUACACAUGAUCUGCCUAGCUUUUGCGAUGAACUUUUGAUCGGUGUCAGGGAGAUAAGUGCACUCGCUUAGGUAGUGGUGGAAGUCUGCGCGUGUGGCCUGUUGGCAGAUGGGACAGGAUGUAGGGUGUGUUUGGAAGCGAGUGGUGGGCUUGGCAGCUCGUGCGGGCCUGCCAUAGGAGGAGGCAGAGAUGCGCAUUACCUUAGCAUCUUCAGUGGCACGGAUUUCAUCCAGCAAAGAUUGGAGAGCUUGCAAGAUCUCAGGCUUGAUUGAGGCAAGUGUGCGAGAGCGGAGUUCAGUUCUGUAACGUUGUUUCACUAGUUUUGGGAGGUCAGGAUGCACAAGUCGUAACCAAGUGAGUACAAUAAAAUUCUCCAAAGUGGGAGUCAAUUCUUCAUCUUCAGUGAGGAGCACUCCAUGGUGUUGUAUGCUGUUGCUGUGAAGGAAGUUAUCCUCUGUAAAAGCCAUAAGUCUUUGGUAAAGAUCCUCAGGUCAUUUGGCAGGCUUGAGGUGGAUUUCUGAAAGAUCAAGAAUAUGUGCUCUGGUGGCUUCGAAGCCGAAAUGCAGGCAUAUGGCUGACCAAAUGGAGCCCAUAGAUGUUGAGUUCUUGACAAUGGUGUUUGUGGAGAUAACUGAACAGUAAUUGGCUAUUAGACCAAGCAUUAACUCAAGCAUGCUCACUUUUUGUUGAGCAGUACGGUGGCUUCCUUCAGAUACUGAAGAGCCGUCAUUGGUGAUGCCUCGAAGUGGGCUGUUUUUGGUCUUUUUUUACCGUGUAGCUCCGUCUGAGAGAAAAUGAGCAAACUGAGCGUCUAAGGAAAGGGUAUACACAAGGUUUUGACGCCACUUCUCAAAGGAAGUUAUGGUCUCCGUCUUGGUAAGGCACCAUUGUUUUGGCGCACGCCGACUGGCUGCCAUUAGGUCGAUCUGUCCAGCAGACGCUAUCGCUGACUGUUGGGUUCCGUUUAAUGUUUGUUGACAAGUUUGUAGCGGGGCAAACUGCUUCACUGAUGAGGUGUGGAGUUUGUUUUAACGGCUGCCACCACGCCAGUCAACAAGGUUGUAGAAACAACAGAACAUGAUCCGAACAAAAUGGCGAAAAGUAACAACAAGAACAACGCCCACAGAGCAAAGGAGUCUGUGUAAAGACAGAGUUUGCUUGCCUAGGUGAGUGCGGCUCACUAGUCAAUACAAUAAAGUAACACAACUAAUAAUGCCUAAUGGUGUAGAGUAAGCGUGAUUGAUCAUAAAUGCGGUAUCAGUAUUUUGUCGAUUUUUAUGAUGGUAUUUUUGGUAUUUGGUAAUUUUUCUUAUGGUAUUGCAAUAUUGUAUAUCCCCCAAUCUUCCCCUCCAGCUGCUUACAGAAGUAAAUAGUAUUCUCAAGAUGUCUAGCCUUUGUAUUCAUUAACUUGGCUUUAGUUUUUGUGAUCCUCUUUUGUCAAUAUUUUGACAUCUUCCAUUCUGAUUUCAUUUUUAUUAGAAGCCUUACAAUGUUCAUGAAAAGCUGAGGUGGCGCUUGUCUUGUGUUCUCAUUAUGCACCCCUAGUUGUCUUCCAGUAUCCCCAAUGUAAUGGUUUUCACGAGCACUGCUACUGAUGUGGAUCACCAUACCACUUCUCUUAUCCAGAUGGGUGUGGUCUUUGAUUUUAGUGAGCUGCAGGACUUGUGAUGUAAAGCAAUGCCAUGUGAGCUAAAAGUUCUCUAGAGUCUUUUUGGCAGUUGAUGUACAUGUGGUAGCCCACAUGUAUCGUCUUAUUGUACACUCCAGUAAUAUGAACAUCUGCCAAAUCCCCGCCAAAUAUAAAUCACAGACAUUUGACUGAAAGGUAACUCUCGCUAUUGUGGACUCUUGUUAUUAACGUUAACUCGCAGUCCUGAGGAUGUCUGCAAUAAAGGGAGUUGACUUUAUGAUGUGAAUUACUGUUGGUACUUGUAAGUUUCAAGGCUCUUACAUUCUUAAUCCUCAUUUGAUUCAUUUAGCUUGUUGGAACAACUGCAUUGUAUCUUGCAUCAAAAACAGAAGAAUUUCCUUGUAAACUUCGAGAUGUCAUAAAUGUUUCCUACAGGUAACAAAAUUGUUGUCUUUAUCUUUUUACUUUACUUUGAAGGGUAUUUCAGUCCAUGUCUAGUCCUUGAGAUAUUAAAUUUUACCCAAUUACCCAAGGGGUUUGAUAGAUUCCUCGAUAAGUACCUGCUACAUUGUAAGGUUCUCACCAUCAUCAAGGAGAGUGAUAUCAGCUGCCCAUACCAUCUAGAAGCAGAUGCGAACUUUUCUAUGUACAGUGUAUAAUGGCCUGGUCUGAGACGGCAUCAACAGGACAUAACCUCCAGAAGCAACUUUUUCCAGUAACUCUUCUAAGGUGUCAAGUUUUAUAUCAAUACAUAAUACCCUCCUGAAUUGAAUAGUAAGAUUUAUCACAGCAUUGGUUAUCAACAGGUUAACCUCUGUAUCUAGAUGUGAAUACCAUGUGGCACAAGGUUCUGUGGGGGAGGGGGGGGGGGUAAUUUUGUAGAUCAAUAAUUUGUUGUAUUUUGUUGGAUCUGGUUUUUGUUAUUGUGAAAGACUGGUUUUUCUUGCUGGCCAUUUAUUUUUAGGAUUUUCAGAAAGUUGCAUUCAACUGGAAUAACAGCACUUUGCCUUUUGAUUUAACUACAUGUAUUUUAAAUACAAGUGAAAGAACAUUCUAAGAUGUAAACAACAUUAAUGAGUGUCAUAUUCUAUCACAUCCAGCAGUUGAUCAGCAAUAAUUACUGUCAGUGUCACUUGUUGGACCAUGAUCACCCGCAUGUUCUUUUUCACACCAGUGUGCUACAUCUACUUCAGUAGAGUGAAUUUUAGGGGAGAACAUUUUUGUGAGAAUUUCUUCGCAGGUUGUGAAGAAAAAAUGCAAAAGGUGCAAAAAUUAUAUGCCACAAAAAUUUUUUGCACCAUGGUAUUUGCAUCUAGUACUGACAACAAUUUUGAAAAGGUAUACAGUAGCAGGGAGAUUGUAUGUAGAGGCAGCAAACCCUAGAAAAUUAUUAUUGCAACUUUGGAAUGACCAAAAGACAACAGGCUUGAAAAAUGACAAGGUAGAUCUAGAGGACAUGAUUAACUAGUUUAAUUAGGGGUAUAUGUGCAGGUGUAAGCUGUUGAAAGAAUUUCUUUUUGUUUUAUGUAAUUUUUUAGUAACUUAAUGCCCUUGUAAAGUGCUCUUAACAAACUAGUUUUGAAAUGCUGAGUAUGUAAAUUUCAUAUCAUUUGAACGGCAGAAUGAAGAAAUAAAUGCAAAGACGAUCAUCAGACACAAAUUAUGCGGUUCCAAAAAGAAAGCCUGAAAAAGUGCAGGCUUGCUGGGAUUUGCAUCCUGACCUCUGUGAUACAGGUGCAGCACUCAAAACAAUUGGGCUAGCAAGCCAACUGGGAGCUGGUCAUUAAAUUAGUUUGUAAUAUACCCAGAAAAUAUGAAAUUAUGAAUGAUGUGAAGUUCAUGUAUUUGAAGAUCCGCAGAAUGAAGAAAUAAAUGCAAUGAAGAUCAUAGUGGUUGAAGACCCAACUUAUGCAGUAACAAACUAAGAACUCCAUAGAACUAUUUUAUUCAACUACUUAUCUUUUUAGGGUGUUGCAUAGGGAUAAAGCACCGUUGGAAGUAGGGUCUUUGUACUGGGAAUUACGUGACAGUGUCGUUAACUGUGAGCUGAUGAUGUUAAGAAUUCUUCAAUUUCAUGUGGCAUUCAACAAUCCACAUAAGGUACCAAAGUUUAAUCGUCCUCCACAAGCUUGUUGUCUUGUUUAUAAUUUUCUUUGAAUUGAUGUUUGAACAAACAGUAUGGGAAAUCAUCCGUACUCUUAUCUUCAUUGCGGAUAAAUUUCUCUUGAAGAUUUUGGGAUCAGUUGUUUGUUUGCUCAUAAAGUACUAUUAACUUGUGUGGUAUACACUCUAUGAUUUUAUCGCUUCAACAAAUAAAACCUUCUUUCAGUAACAAAUUAUUCAUGUUGAAUGCUCUUUCCAUGCCCUCUGUUACUUAAAGUUAACACUGGAAAGCUAUUAAUCUUUUAACAGUUAUUCAUGACAAUUGUUUUUGUGUUUGUAGUAUCUUCUCCAUUAUCUUAAGUCCCUUGAUGACUGGCUUGGAGAUGAAUCAUCAAAUUCUAUCAGCCAGUUGAGCUGGAGUUUUCUGCACGACAGUUUCCACACUACGCUAUCACUCCAGUUUAAGCCAUCUCUGAUUGCAGUCUCCAUGAUCUAUUUUUCUCUGAAGUGUCUUGGUAUAACUGUUCCAUCUCAGGGAGCUCAACAUACUUGGUGGAAGGUCAGUAUAAAAAAGAAAUAUACUCAACAAGGACCCACCUUGACUAGACAGGUGGCUUUAUGGGACACCAUUCAUCAGAUAAGCCUGAAGGACACAUAUGUUUGGUCUGACAUCCAAGACAAAAUAUGAGUGUGAAAUCUUCUAAUAACCUGAUAAGCCUUAAGGACUCAUAUGUUUGGUCUGAUAUACAAGACAAAAAUAUGAGCAGCGUGAAAUCUUCAUAACUAUUACAUUUGAUUUUUUUUGCGUAAAAAACGCAGAUCUGCGUCCUCCUGAUGUAGAAGAAGACGCGGACUCUUACGCGAUAAAGACAGCUUUAUUUACAGGCAGUAUUCACACAAACCGAAGUAAAUUUACCACACGAAUAAAGAGAACUGUAUCCAGAGCCUCGGCGCGUGCCGUGACGGAACCAUGAUCUAGUACAGUACAUAACUUUAAAAAUCCACUUUUAUUUAGUUACAGACAUUCAGUUUUAUUCAUCUUAGCCAAGACGCCUUAAUGAUUAAAAUUUUGACAGCACCCACAUGUAAGAUCAUGUAAAGUCAAUGGUAUUCUUGUUUUUGCAGGCAAUGUGCCCAGACAGUACGGAGCAAGAAAUCCAAGCAACAAUUAGUAACAUGAUGGAAUUCUAUUCGCAAGAAAAUGUCGUUGCGGAAUAAACGAUUGAAAUUAAAGACAGCGAUUGUGUGUUCUCUGUAUUCGCUGUAAAUCAGUGCCAGGGUAGAAAACAGAAAUAUCUUCUCCAAGUCAUUUGUUUUCAUUUGACUUGACAACUUACUCAAAAGGCCUCCUGCUACAGCCCGGACGCACCAACCAUGUAAGAAGUAUAUAUUAUCCUAUGAGCAAGCUGUGGGCUUUUCACCGCCGAAAUCUUGCAAUACGAGUAGAAACCAACAGAAAAUAUGCAGAUGUUGUAGCUUUUUCCUUCAAGGCUUACCGUAACAGUACAUUUAAUAAAUGUUUAGGAUUGGAUGAUGAUGUUUUUGCCCGUUUUUAGCCUAUUAACUGGUCAUAACUUGCGUUCGGAUGGCCUCCUAUAUAAGCCUGCGAAAACAUCCGUUUCUCCUCGCUCUUCGCCAACGGGGACGUUUCAAGCGUUCCUCCGCGCCAAACGUCCCUGGCGGCGAAGAGCGAGGAGAAACGGAUCUUUUCGCAGGCUACUCCUAUAUGUGUAGUUUUCUUACGGCUUCGUCAAGCGUUCCUUCGUGACGAAGGCGAGCCUGAAACGCGCAAUUGUGGAAGCAAGCAUACAUUUAACUGAAGUAGUAUAGAAGGGAUGAAAUAAUCCUUUUUUGAGGUUAAUUCUUAGAAUUGCGGGUUGAAGUAGGAACGUCGAUUGUCUUGUUUUUUUUUAAUUCACCUUUUCAAUACUGCAUCCAAGGUAAAUGCUAUCGCCUGAUGGUAUUUUGGAACGAAGCAGCCGACAGAACCGCACCAACCGAUCUACUAUGGGAUUACAUCUGCGACUGGGGAUCGCGGUGUUUCUUGGGUGUGCAGGUCGCGUAACAACCCUAUGCCGUGUGUUCAUUAUCACGGUAGGCUUUAUCUGCAAGCAUUUUAUUCCCUUUCGAUGAGGCUUGGUCCGAAGGAGACACCAUAGUCAAAGCUUACGUCAGGUUGUGAGGUUGAGGAAGAUAAAGAAAGGUUUCAAGGGAAUUGAUACUAGUUUUAGCUUGAACGCUUGUUUCGAACCUUUGCCUGAUGGGUACUAGAGUACUCCCUUCCAGACAUUGUGCCGAACCAACUUUCAGGGUCUUCUAAAAACUGAGAAAGUGCUAUCUUUGCUUCGACAUCUACAAAUGGUUAGCCUUUGUUGUCUUCUCGGGUUAAGGAUGAAAAACCGUCGGCGCCACCUUUGCUGAACGAUCUGUCAUGAGUUGAGGGAGGAAACUUUGCACGGGACGUAUGAUUCCCGCCCGCGUGCGAGAAAGGAAAUAGGAGACAUCUGAACGAAGGCUAUAAACAAACUUAAAAGGAAAAAACACCCAUGUUUUCUCAACUUUAUUUUUUAAAUUGUUAUUUACAAUUAUGUACCAGACACCACAAAAGGGC